Molecule: messenger RNA, 377 nt
Organism: Aspergillus eucalypticola CBS 122712
Lineage: Eukaryota; Fungi; Ascomycota; Eurotiomycetes; Eurotiales; Aspergillaceae
Exons: 1
Coding region: 132-314 (60 amino acids)
Source: RefSeq, a predicted model, not a curated record
GUCUUUCCUGUGGUGCCCGCGAAACCUUCCACACAGCAAUGUCGUGAUUUUGGCCCGCCGUCGUCGGUAGACGGCAAUUUCUUUGAAGCCAAACAGACUUCAAAGCCAGCUCAACUGACUGUCAACUUGGGAUGUCUGCGACGCAGAUCGACGAGAUGGGGGUGGAUCGCAGAGCGCCGACAGCCUCCGAGCACCGAGAGCUUGGACCACACACCCCCAACUGUCCUGGGACUGGCUGCCUCACCUGCAACGGCCUGCAGGUUAGGGUGGAGAGCAGACGCCAGUUGCCCGGUCUACAAGGCACUGUACCUUAGUCUGUAGCUAUACCUUUCAGCUCGAGCCAAUGCAAUCCAGUCUACUGUACAACACACUGCCGG